Molecule: messenger RNA, 971 nt
Organism: Gastrolobium bilobum
Lineage: Eukaryota; Viridiplantae; Streptophyta; Magnoliopsida; Fabales; Fabaceae
Product: CASP-like protein 4B1
Exons: 3
Coding region: 171-578 (135 amino acids)
Source: RefSeq, a predicted model, not a curated record
CACACACAACAAACUUUGCGUGUCUCUUUGUCUUUGUCUUGAGUCUUGACUAUAGUUAAUAGUCCUCGGUUUCUUCUUCACCAUUUUUGUUUACAUUCAUCAAUUCGUUAUUAUCUAAAUCUGAAACCUGUGAAUCCAAAAUCGUGUUAUAUAAAAUCAGACAUAUAUAGAUGACGGUUUCAAACGGUUCAGAUAUGAAGAUAGACGUGAAACCUGAGCCAUCUGCGCCAACUCUGGACUACCACGAGCCGGGAACUGUCGGCGCAAACGCCGGCAUCGUACGGCGGUGGAAGAUGGAAGAUUUGCUCAAGAGAGGAUCGUUAUGGUUGAGAGGAAUUGCUUUGUUUUUCUCUUUAAUUUCCUUCAUUCUCAUUGUUAGCAACAAUCAUGGUGAUUGGAGAGAAUUCGACAAGUAUGAAGAAUACAGGUAUUUGCUGGCCAUAGCAAUUCUAUCCAUUUUGUACACUGGAGGACAAGUGUUUCGUCAAGCUCAUGAACUUUCCACGGGGAAAAACUUGCUUCAGUUAAGAACAGUAGCGUUGAUUGAUUUUGUUGGAGAUCAGGUACCAAAUCUGUAAUUGCUCACUGCUCUAAUAAGGAUACUAAUAUAAUAGGUGCAUCUGUGGUAUGUUGAUACAUCAUAUGGAGCUCUUUUCGGUUUCAGACCACCGGCAGUAUCGAACCUUCGUCCACAGUUAGCUCUUUUCGGUUUCAAACCACAAACAGGAAGAUGGUGAACAGGAUACUAAGAGAGGGUACACUAGUCUUUUGUAUAAAAGCCAAUGUCAGCAAAUAAGGUUGCUUUUCAGCAAUACCACAUGCUCAAAGGGAAAGUGUUCGCCGGCUAUAUCCAUGAAUGCUAGUAUUACAAUUUGUGUGAGGCAGUGAGUAUAAGAAUACCCCAUCCUUUUAAGUGUGAGCAUAUGUUACAGUGAGAUAUGAGAUAUGAGACUACUUAUUUCAUACAAGAA